ACAGCAUGGCCAUCUGGUUUGUCCCGUGGCUGGGCUCUUUGCUCCUGGUUUCCCUCUGGGGACCCUCGGCUCCAGCCUCCCUUCUCAGACGCCUGGGUGAGCACAUUCAGCAGUUUCAGGAGAGCUCUGCCCUGGGCCUGGGCCUGGGGCUGGGUGCUGGGGCCCUCCCAAAAGUGGGGUGGCUGGAGCAGCUUCUGAAUCCCUUCAACGUGUCCGACAGACGAUCCUUCCUGCAGCGUUACUGGGUGAAUGACCAACACUGGACUGGCCAGGAUGGACCCAUAUUCCUGCAUCUGGGGGGUGAGGGCAGCCUUGGGCCUGGCUCAGUGAUGAAAGGCCACCCUGCAGCCCUGGCCCCAGCCUGGGGUGCCCUGGUGAUAAGCCUGGAACACAGAUUUUAUGGCCUGAGUAUCCCUGCUGGAGGCCUGGACAUGGCCCAGCUCCGCUUCUUGUCCAGCCGCCAUGCGCUGGCUGAUGUGGUCUCUGCCCGCCUGGCACUUUCCCGCCUCUUUAACGUCUCCUCCUCCAGCCCCUGGAUCUGCUUCGGAGGCUCCUAUGCCGGCUCCUUGGCCGCCUGGGCCAGGCUGAAGUUCCCGCAUCUCAUUUUCGCGUCGGUCGCCUCGUCCGCCCCGGUGCGGGCCGUGCUGGAUUUCUCCGAGUAUAAUGACGUGGUCUCCAGAAGCCUGAAGAGCGCGGCGAUCGGCGGGUCCCUGGAGUGCCAGGCGGCGGUGUCCACCGCCUUCUCGGAAGUGGAGCGGCGGCUGCGCGCGGGUGGGGCGGCUCGAGCAGCGUUGCAGGCGGAGCUGAACGCGUGCGGAUCCCUGAGCCGCGCGGAAGACCAGGCGGAGCUGCUGGGGGCGCUGCAGGCUCUGGUGGGCGGUGCCGUGCAGUAUGAUGGGCAGGCGGGAGCGCCACUGAGCGUGCGGCAGCUCUGCGGGCUUCUCCUCGGGGGCGGGGCCAACCGCAGUCGUUCCACGCCCUACUGCGGGCUUCGGCGGGCGGUGCAGAUUGUCAUGCACAGCCUGGGCCAGAAGUGUUUAAGCUUUUCCCGAGCAGAGACAGUGGCACAGCUGAGGAGCACAGAACCUCAAGUGUCUGGCGUGGGUGACCGUCAGUGGUUGUACCAGACAUGUACCGAGUUUGGCUUCUAUGUCACCUGUGAGAAUCCCAGAUGUCCUUUCUCCCAGCUCCCAGCACUGCCCUCCCAGCUAGACCUGUGUGAGCAGGUGUUCGGGCUCUCACCCUUGUCAGUAGCCCAGGCUGUGGCUCAGACGAACUCCUACUAUGGUGGCCAGACUCCGGGGGCUAACCAAGUGCUGUUUGUUAACGGGGACACAGACCCUUGGCAUGUGCUAAGUGUAACACAGGCUUUAGGAUCUUCAGAAUCAGUUCUUCUUAUCCCUUCUGGCUCCCACUGCUUGGACAUGGCACCUGAGAGGCCCUCAGACUCCCCCAGCCUCCGCCUAGGGCGCCAGAGUAUCUUCCAGCAGCUACAGACCUGGCUGAAGCUGGCAAAGGAAAGCCAGGUUAAGGGUGAGGUCUGAAUCUCAUACCCUUUCCACUCCCUGCAUGGCCAUCUCAGUCCUGGACAUACUCAUUCACUGAACAAAAGAGAGCAGCUUGUUUUGAAAGAAGAAACUCCCAGGAACUGGGAUUCAGCACAUGUUCCACGUGUAACUGGCAUGUGUCGGCAAACAUCUUUAUUCCCAACUUAAAGUGCUUUGUUGCAGAAAGUUAUGGAAUUAUGUCGGAAGAGAUGGCCAGGGGCAGACCUGUGUUACUUAUAGUUAAAUGGUUACGAGCUUGCUUUGCCUUUUAUGCACUGAGAUUUGUGCCACGGAUCGUAUCCAAACUAUGGUGCAGUAAAACAAAAGCAGAGAUUACGCAGUAACGGGAGGCCUCUGGUGAAGACCAUCUGAGAGCACCCUGCAGCCGUGUAACACUCGGUGUGGCUGCAGAGCAGAAAAGAAAAACUGCUGCUUCCCAACACAGAGUUCGUGUAAGGAUCUUGUAAAGGGAGCUUAUGCAAAAGACUCUUGGAAGGAAAUGCAACAUCUGCUCUUAAGACUCGGGAGGGUCUUAGAUGGGUGCUAGUAAGGCUGGAAAGCCUUGCAGGGCAGAGACACCGGAACGCCACAGGCUCUGCCUGUGUUCUCAGAAUGUGGAGCAGUUUUGCUUGCUCUCGGUGCACAAUGCUCGCGAGAUAAAAGCCCCUUGAUGCAUUGUGUGUGGUCAGACGUCUGGGCACCUCGUCCACUGCACCUCUCUUGCCAAAACACCCGGAUAGGCAAUGGAUGGUAAAACCUCAGUGUCCUUAGCAUUUCUUAGGAGAACCGCUUUGAAUUGAAUGGUGCAGACACAGGCUCUUCCUCUGGCUAUCUCCCUGCUCAACACCCCUCCCCACAGCAUGCAAGAUUAACAAAAUAAUUUACCAUAAUAAAAGCGCUUGGAGCCCAAAACUCGGAGCAGAGGCCAAUCACCCCAUGAGCGUGCCUUGGACCCCUGGACCCAUGCUUUAAAAUGCUA
Molecule: messenger RNA, 2526 nt
Organism: Saimiri boliviensis boliviensis (Bolivian squirrel monkey)
Lineage: Eukaryota; Metazoa; Chordata; Mammalia; Primates; Cebidae
Gene: PRSS16
Product: serine protease 16
Biological process (GO): proteolysis
Cellular component (GO): lysosome; endosome
Molecular function (GO): dipeptidyl-peptidase activity; serine-type exopeptidase activity
Source: RefSeq, a predicted model, not a curated record